UUCAGAUUCAGAUUCAAAGUGGGGAAAAAAGAAAAAACGCCGCCUUGAUAAAUAUACAACCUACACACAGCAACAACGCAUCGCUAAUCGAGAGAGAGAGAGAGAGAGAGAGAGAGAGAGAAAAAAAAAGUUUUGCUGUCAGGAGCUAAGCAUUUUCCAGAAAGAGCGGCCGCUCAGUUUCGCUCCCUUCACACAGACUCUUCACCUCAUGGGUACUCACUGCUCAGGUGCUAGCACAAGAUUUGACCUAAUUAACGACCACACAAGAGCGCAAAGUCUACCCAGCCAGACCAUGGUCCUUCCGAGAGGCGUCUGCUGUUACCUGCCUGUUAAUUACAAAGUGAGGGGAGCCUUUGCCUCCUCUCAUGAUGAUGACUGGCUAAUAAGGAAAAAGGAAUCACACGCACACAGCAGGCUCUGUUUCCACAAUGACUCCCACUGCCCCGUGUGCCUCCAGACAGCCACCUUCCCCGUGGAAACAAACUGCGGACACCUCUUCUGUGCUCCCUGUUUAAUUGAAUACUGGAGGCAUGGCUCGUGGCUUGGAGCGAUCAGCUGCCCUCUCUGCAGACAACAAGUGAGUAUUCUGUGCAACCUCUUUCAUGAAAACCAGAGAGAUCAGCAGGAGAGGCAGGUCUUGCUAGACAUCAGGGAUUACAAUAAGCGCUUCUCUGGAGAGCCCCGCCCGGUUGUGGAUUACCUCUACGACAUGCCCCUGUUCCUCAGCCUGGUCCUGAGGGGGCUGUUCACCAUGGGUGGGCUGGUGUGGAUCUUCUGCCUGAGGAUUGCAGUGUGUUGCUGCGGGGCCGUCGUGUCGCUCUCCUCCCCGCUCUGCGUCAUUCCAGAGCCGCUGUGCGGGGUCCUGGGGGCCGUGGAUGACCUGAUGGUGGUCUUCCUCCUCCUCAUCUGCAUGAUCAACAUCAACCAGCAGAUUGGGCCAGAGAGAGCCAACAUUGCCAACAGCACUGUACAAGGAGUGCUGACAGACUCGCUGUAGGGAGUGGAGCUGUCACUGUGUUUGUGCACUUCUGAUGGGAGAGGCAAGGUCACAGGACCAAACCCAACUAGGGACCUAAUGGAAGCAGUAUGUUAUAGCUGUUAUUGAGAUAUGAAAGGCCUGGCUCGUGUCUGUCAUGGGAUAUUGUUGUACCAUUAACUGUAAUUACAUAUAUAUAUAUAUAUAUAUAUAUAUAUAUAUAUAUAUAUAUAUAUA
Molecule: messenger RNA, 1213 nt
Organism: Acipenser ruthenus (sterlet)
Lineage: Eukaryota; Metazoa; Chordata; Actinopteri; Acipenseriformes; Acipenseridae
Product: E3 ubiquitin-protein ligase RNF170-like
Exons: 7
Coding region: 209-997 (262 amino acids)
Molecular function (GO): ubiquitin protein ligase activity
Source: RefSeq, a predicted model, not a curated record